Molecule: messenger RNA, 1346 nt
Organism: Musa acuminata subsp. malaccensis (wild Malaysian banana)
Lineage: Eukaryota; Viridiplantae; Streptophyta; Magnoliopsida; Zingiberales; Musaceae
Source: RefSeq, a predicted model, not a curated record
UCUGAACCCUCGUGAGUACCACAAAGGCAACAAUGGCCGUCCUCGCCCGCUCCUCGUCGCCAUCCUCUCUCUCAAAGCUCCUCCUCCGUCCACAUUCCUUCUCGUCAUUACGCUCCUUUUCUUCCUCCGCCGCCGAUGACCAGCGCGUCCUCACCAUCGAGACGAGCGUCCCCUUCACAGGCCACCGGAUCGAUCCCCCCUCCCGCGCCGUCGACACCACCCCGGCCGAGAUCCUCUCCUUCUUCCGCGACAUGGCGGUCAUGCGUCGCAUGGAAAUCGCCGCCGACUCGCUGUAUAAGGCCAAGCUCAUCCGCGGCUUCUGCCACCUCUACGACGGCCAGGAGGCCGUCGCCGUCGGCAUGGAGGCCGCCAUAACCAAGCGCGAUGGAAUUAUCACCUCCUACCGCGAUCACUGCACUUUCCUCGGCCGCGGCGGCACCCUCCUCGAGGCCUUCGCCGAGCUCAUGGGCCGCCGCGAUGGCUGCGCCAAGGGCAAGGGCGGCUCCAUGCACUUCUACAGAAAGGAAGCCUCCUACUACGGCGGCCACGGCAUCGUCGGAGCCCAGAUCCCUCUGGGCUGCGGCGUGGCCUUCGCGCAGAAAUAUUCCAAGGAUGGCUCGGUGACCUUCGCCUUGUACGGCGAUGGGGCUGCCAACCAGGGGCAGCUUUUUGAGGCGCUUAACAUGGCCGCCUUGUUAGAUCUGCCGGCCAUCUUGGUUUGCGAGAACAAUCACUAUGGAAUGGGUACAGCCGAGUGGAGAGCCGCGAAAAGCCCAGCCUAUUACAAGCGUGGCGACUAUGUUCCUGGUCUUAAGGUUGAUGGAAUGGAUGUUCUUGCUGUGAAACAAGCAUGCAUUUUUGCUAAAGAAUAUGCUUUAGCUAAUGGACCCAUUAUUCUUGAAAUGGAUACUUACAGGUACCAUGGGCACUCCAUGUCAGAUCCUGGAAGCACAUACCGCACACGUGACGAGAUCAGUGGUGUAAGACAGGAACGAGAUCCCAUCGAGAGGGUUAGAAAGUUGAUAUUGUCUCACGAGCUAGCUUCUGCCUCUGAGCUGAAGGAUAUUGAGAAAGAAGUUAGAAAGGAAGUAGAUGAUGCAGUUGCUCAAGCAAAGGAAUGCCCUAUGCCUGAUCCAUCUGAGCUCUUUUCCAAUGUGUAUGUUAAAGGUUUUGGUGCUGAGACGUUUGGUCCAGACAGGAAGGAGGUGAGAUCUGUUCUUCCCUGAAUCAGAUUGCAGUAAGCACAGCAACUCCUUUCAAUUAGUGUUGUUUGGAAAUAAGAGGGAGCAACAAUAAAUCUUUGUCUUAACCAUUUGGAGUUGGCUAUAUAAAUAUUUGUUUUCUUC